AUUUGAUUACAAAAUCUGCAUUUUCUUAAAAAAAAAAAAAAAGAAUGUCUAGCAAAGUCUGAGGAAAUGUGGGGGAACAAUGUGAGAUUGAUAUCGGUGUUAUUGGGCGCUGCAAAUUUAUUGGUGGCUGUUUUGGGCGCGGUUUUGUUGUUCGUUGCAUAUUCAUCAUCAUGCAACGGCCGCCGCCGCCGGCGGAUUUUGCCGUUCCUGUUGACGUCCAUAUUUGCUACUCUAAGAAUCCUAACGAUUUUCAAAAUCGCGAAUGGGCAAGAAGCCAUCACAAAGUCCAUCCUUGAUUCUCCGGCCACCACCGAUGCUGUUGAUAUUGUUGUUCGUCGUGACAGACGGAUCAAGUAUAAACAAUGGCUUUGGUGGACUCGGUUCGCAAUUGUAGUUACACUGUUACAAUUUGUUGCUGCCACUUACCUUAUAUUCAUGGUGGCUAAAUUUGUUUCUCGUGAUGAAACUUCAAACCAAUGUGUUUUAGGACUGGCUCCUAGCAGUGAUGGGUGGAAGCAAAAAACAAUGGCUUUAUUCAUGAUCCUGACAUGUUUUGUAGCACUUGUGCAGUGCUUCACAGGAUCUGAUGUUUUAACGUGGAGAUCUUUUUAUAAAAGUCAAGACAAUGCAUGGAAAGCUCACUAUUAUGAGGUAUUUGAUCAUGGAAUUCGUGAGGCUUUGUGUUGCCUGGGACGAUAUGAAUAUUUGAGUGUGUUAGAGGAAGAUGAAGUGCAUUCUGUAGCACGAUUACUAGGUGAACUGGUUACUUACCGCGCGACAGGCACUGGACAUUUGGAGCUUUUGACAGGAAGAGGAGGAGAGGACAUAGUGGGGAAGUGGGGUCUAGCUUUAUUGCAGAAACAUAACCAAUCUCCCAAAUCCUAUGAAGGAUUCGUAGAGGCCCCUAUAAAGCACCUGCAAGCAGCUAUUACUCUUCAUAAAUUUGCUGAAGCAGCCUACACGGGUCCUUUACUUGAUCUUGGAAGAAAUCUGUUUUUGUUUCCUUGCACAUGGCUCUAUAGGCAGGGCAUUUUUACUCCAUGGACUCGUAACAGGAGACCCAUUCUUACUGGUGAUAACUGGUGGCGGGGUCAUGCAGCAGCCUUCUUAAAAUUCAUUAACUUAUCCCCAGAAGUACUUCGACGAGGUCGUGUUUGUCAGAAAAGAUGUGAAGCUGCGUACUUCAUUGUGGUUUUACAUCAUAUCAGAUCUGUAGUGAUAGCUGUACGAGGAACUGAGACUCCAGAAGAUCUCAUAACUGAUGGUUUAGGCAAGGAAUCUCCACUGUCUUUCAAAGAUUUGGAUGGGAUAAUAAAUAGCAAUCAUAUAAACCCUGAAAUUAGGCACCAUGUGGAGUCAUCCUUUCCACACUAUGGCCACUCUGGUGUAAUUGAGGCUGCAAGAGAUCUUUAUGAGCAAGUUGAAGGAAAUUCUGAACAUGAUUCUGAAUCAAUCGGCUUCCUAUCUUCCUUGCUGGGUGCUGGUUGUGAGUGUGAAGGUUAUGAUGUCUGCAUAGUAGGGCAUUCUCUUGGAGGUGCAAUUGCUGCAUUGCUAGGAUUAAGACUAUACAGCAAACUUCCAAAUUUACAUGUCUAUUCUUUUGGACCCCUUCCUUGUGUGGAUUCAGUUGUAGCAGAUGCGUGUUCACAAUUUGUAACAAGCAUUAUACACGACAAUGAGUUUUCUGCCCGCCUUUCAGUUGGAUCCAUAAUGCGACUUCGUGCUGAUUUAAUCACAGCAAUCUCAGAAGACACUAAAACAGAUAGAACCUUGAUUUUCAAACUUGCACAGCGAUUUUUUUAUGUUAGCCAAACCCAGCCAACUCAAACAACUAAUCUUAGAAUAGAGAAUUCAGCAGAACGUCAUUUUGAAAGUAGCAAUAAUGAAGAUUUAGGUCAUGACUCCCAUAGAGGGGGGCCGGGGAGAGAUCAAGAAUUUUCACUUUGGAACAGGAUUGGUAGCAGAGAAAAUGAUAUCAAAAUUGAUGAUGAUGAUUGUACUAAUCCAUUUGCAUCUCAUCAUGCAAAUCAAAAAGAUGAUCCAGUGUCUCAGUUCAUGGACAUUGUCCCUAAUUCUGAAAAUCAACCAAUAUCAGAUCCUCAUGAGAUGUUCUUACCAGGUCUUGUGAUCCACUUGGUACCAGAAAGAAGGAACUUCGGCAUGUUAUCUUGCCAAGGCAAGCAGAGUUAUAAAGCUUUUAUAGUAGACAGAGAAUGCUUCAAAGAUAUGGUAGUUUCAACAUCAAUGUUCCUUGAUCAUCUUCCUUGGAGAUGUCACCAAGCCAUGAAAAAGGUUUUGGAAGCUCGAAACUCAGAAGCUUUAGAUGAUGUAUCCCAAAUGGCUUGACUUAUACUGCUACUUAAGCUUCCCUACUUAGGUGAUGGGUUCUUCUUCAUCUUCAUAUAUGAAAUACGUGUAUACUUUUUUUUUCAUUGCUAUCCAAUCUAAAGAUAUUCCAAAAUGAAUAACUCUUCCAUGCAUCAACACUCCAAUAAAAGGGAAUUUUUUUU
Molecule: messenger RNA, 2510 nt
Organism: Rubroshorea leprosula
Lineage: Eukaryota; Viridiplantae; Streptophyta; Magnoliopsida; Malvales; Dipterocarpaceae
Source: the annotation of a GenBank genome assembly